Linum tenue is the source of this 5049-nucleotide messenger RNA. NCBI's taxonomy places the organism in Eukaryota, Viridiplantae, Streptophyta, Magnoliopsida, Malpighiales, Linaceae. The record is from the annotation of a GenBank genome assembly.
GACGCCAUAAGCUUCAACGAAUCCCUUGCAGAUGGUCAGGUACUAAUCUCGAAUGGAGAGAGGUACACCCUCGGCUUCUUCAGCCCCGGGAGUUCAAGCAAUCGCUACCUCGGAAUUUGGUACACCAAGGUCUCGGUUCAAACCGUGGUUUGGGUCGCCAACAGAGACGAUCCGAUCAACGAUACUUCCGGAUCGCUCCUGCUCGACCCUCGAGGCGAUAUCGUUCUGCGACGACGGGGACGAUGGCAUUCCGCUCGUGUAUGGUCUGCUAACGUCACCGCCGGCGAGAAUUCGACUGCCAAGCUCCUAGACGAUGGCAAUUUCGUCCUGAUCCGUUCGGAUGGUAACAAGACGAUUGCGUGGCAGAGCUUCGACCACCUGACGGACACGAUCUUCCCAAAUAUGAGAUUUGGGAUGGACCGCAGAACCGGACCGAAUCGUCGCCACUCGAUUCGGUCCUGGAAGUCCCCCGACGAUCCCGCGUCGGGGGACUGGUCUUUCGAUUGGGACCCGAACGGGGUGCCUCAGAUGAUGCUGCACAACGACCGCCGGACCAAGCGAUGGCGGUACGUACCGCGGAACAGGGACACAAUCCGCGACGCGAUCAUCACCUCCAACUUCUACUCCACCUACUUGAGCAACAACAAUCAGUCUGUUUUCACUUGGGGGAUCUUGAAUCCGGCCAUGGUGUCAAAGAUGUCCGUGGAUUCAUUAGGACAUUUGUACCUUGGCAAGUGGCAAGAUCAGGACAAUCGGUGGAUUGAGUUCAAUUCCGCCCCGAAGGAACCGUGCGACUACUACGGGCGUUGCGGACCGAACGGGAACUGUGACCCUUACACCGAGCCGGUGUUGUUGUGCCUCUGUCUCUCCGGGUUCGAACCCCGGUUUCGUGACCAGUGGUUCACGAAAGACGGGUCGGGAGGGUGCGUCAGGUCGCGAAACGCGACCUGCACGAGCGGCGAAGGGUUCGUGAAGCUAGAGAAUAUGAAGAUUCCCGACACGGGGGCAGGGCGGUUGAAUGUCGGUAUGGAUCUGAAGGCGUGCGCGCAGGAGUGUCUGGGUAACUGUUCCUGCACGGCUUACGCGAGUUCUAACUUGACCAGUGGGUCACCUGGGUGCGUGACGAUGUAUGGAGAUUUGAUGGAUACGAGAGUGCUCAAUGACGGUGGGCAGGACUUGUACGUACGAGUGGACGCAAUCGAGUUAGCUGAAUAUAUGAGAAGGACGAAAGGACACAAGGGGAAGAAGGAGGUGUUGGUGAUAGUUGUGAUGUCUUUGUGCGCGGCCAUCAUUGCGGGGAUUUCCAUUGCUUAUUGCGUGCUAAACUGCAAAAGAAAAGGAACCAAAGGAGUCACCAAUCAUAUUAGCCUGGGAAUAAAGUAUGACGUUCAAAAGGAAAACGAUCUCGACGAAGAGAGCGAUUCCUUUGUACCAGUUUUUGAUGUAAAUGACAUAUUUGUCGCCACAAAUAAUUUUUCUUUGGACAACAAGCUUGGACAAGGUGGUUUCGGCUCUGUUUACAAGGGUUUGCUACCCAAUGGGCAAGAAGUUGCUGUGAAAAGAUUGUCUCAAACUUCAAGGCAAGGAAUCCAGGAAUUCAAGAAUGAAGUUAGGCUAGUUUCUAAACUCCAGCACAAAAAUCUUGCAAGGUUGUUUGGUUGCUGCAUUCAUGGAGAGGAGAAGAUGUUGGUUUAUGAGUAUUUGCGAAACAAAAGCCUCGACUUCUUCAUCUUUGAUAAAAUAAAAGGCUUGUUAUUGGAUUGGAAGACUCGAUUUGAUAUUGUGAUCGGAAUUGCUUGGGGUCUGCUGUAUCUACAUCGAGAUUCAAGGUUGAAAAUCAUACAUAGAGACCUUAAGCCUAGCAAUGUUCUAUUGGAUGCUACAAUGAACCCCAAAAUUUCAGAUUUUGGAAUGGCUAGGUUAUUCGGAGAGGAUCAAACGGAGGCUAAUACAAACAUAGUGGUGGGAACAUACGGAUACAUGUCACCAGAAUACGCAAUGAGAGGUCUAUACUCCAUGAAAUCUGAUGUCUUCAGUUUUGGAGUACUAACACUUGAGAUUGUCAGUGGUAUGAGAAGCAACCAUUGUUACGAAGAAAAUCCAUCAUUGAGCUUGAUCGGCCAUGUGUGGGAUCUGUGGAGGGCAGGGCGAGCAAUGGAUAUUGUGGAUUCAUCCAUAGUCCAAGGAUCAUAUUCUACCGAUCAAGUGAUGAGGUGCAUUCAAAUAGGGCUUUUAUGUGUUCAAGAAUCUUCAGAAGAUCGGCCGACCAUGUCGACUGUUGUCUUCUUGUUGAAUAAUGCAACCACUCUUCCAUCUCCUCGGAAACCUGCAUUCAUACUGGUAAGACAAAACUAUAAUGCAGAUUCGUCGACAAAUGCUACACAUACAGUUCCUUCGAUGAAUAGUGCGUCAUUUACCACUUUCGAGGGACGAUAAUGUAUAAAAUGUAUUCAAUUGUGUACUUCAGAAUUUUAGAAUUUUAGAAUUUCGAGGGCCUUUGUCAAGGAAUAGAAUCCUUGACAUGAUCACCUCUAGGAUAUUUAGGUGUGAGAUUUUUGUGAGCAAUAGCCUUUGGGCUUUGCUUAAGGCUCUUCUUCAUUCACGUUGCAAACCUUUGGGCUCUAUUAAAACUAGCACCCAAUUAAGUUGUGGGCCAAAGCCCACUUUGCUAUACGAUAUGAACCCAGCAGUCCAGGUUAUCAAUGAAAAGAAGUUGGAGGCGUUUAGACGCAGAGGAAGAAGGACAACAACAAGCCGCUGCCGCUGCCGCCGUCUACCCCCAGUUUCCUCUCACCGGCAGCGACGACGGUGGUAAUCCCGGCGACGACUUUCAACAUGUUAUACGAAGUGGGCCUGGGCUCCGGCCCGUAACCAUGAUCUACGGCUGGUGGGCGGUGUUUGCUAGCUCUCCUUAUCUAGCUUUGUGGAAACCAAGAGGAGCACGUUGUUGACCGGACCAGCCAACUUGAUUCGACACCUGUAAUAAUAAACAAAUUCACCGGACUGGUGUGAAAUAAUAAAUCAAAUUAAAGGCAUCCGAUUCUUUCUUUUGAUAGCUGUUCUCCGAAUCUUUUCCCAUUCAUUCACACUUCACAGCACACUCUUCAACAGCUCCCUCCUCCUCCUCCGCCAAACAAGCAAACAUGGUCUCCGCCGGAGCCGACACCUCGCUUUUGCCAUUUCACAACGACCCUGCAGCUGCAAAUGGCGUCGGCGACGGUGAAUUUCAAGAUUCCGGCACCGCCCGUCUCAGGCAGCUCGGCUACAAACAAGAGCUCAAGCGGGACCUCUCGUAAACCCACCAAUUUAUACUUCCGUUUGUUCUUUUUAAUUUCUUCUUUCCGCAAAAUUUCACCAACCUGCUUCCCUCUCCGAUGCAGGAUGUUCUCUAAUUUCGCCUUCUCCUUCUCGAUCAUCUCGGUGCUCACCGGAGUAACCACUCUUUACAACACUGGGUUGACCUUCGGAGGGCCGGUCUCGUUGUUAUAUGGCUGGUUGAUAGCCGGUUUGUUCACCAUGUUUGUCGGGUCUGCAAUGGGCGAAAUUUGCUCUGCCUACCCGACUUCCGGUGGUCUCUACUACUGGAGCGCGAAGCUUGCCGGGCCUUCUUGGGCGCCUUUUGCCUCCUGGAUCACUGGCUGGUUCAACAUUGUUGGCCAGUGGGCUGUAACGACGAGCGUGGACUUUUCCCUUGCACAAAUGAUUCAGGUGAUCAUUCUGCUGAGCACAGGUGGUCAAAAUGGUGGUGGAUAUCAAGCAUCCAAGUAUGUAGUCAUUGCAUUGCAUGGUGGCAUCCUGUUCCUCCAUGCUGUCAUAAACAGUCUACCGAUUUCCAUGCUGUCCUUCUUCGGCCAGCUGGCUGCUAUUUGGAACCUUCUCGGUGUUGUACUUCUGACGAUACUCAUCCCAACUGUUGCAACUGAAAGAGCGAGUGCUAAGUUUGUAUUCACCCACUUCAAUACUGAUAACGGGGAUGGAAUCAACAACAAGCUUUACAUCUUUGUUCUGGGGCUUCUGAUGAGCCAGUACACCCUUACAGGAUAUGAUGCGUCUGCUCACAUGACAGAGGAAACGAAGAAUGCUGACAAGAAUGGUCCAAAGGGAAUAAUAAGUUCCAUAGGGAUAUCAGUCAUAUUUGGAUGGUUGUACAUACUUGGAAUCACAUUUGCUGUCACCGAUAUCCCUUCUCUUCUGAGUGAAAACAACGAUGCUGGUGGCUAUGCUAUUGCCGAAAUAUUCUACCAAGCUUUCAGAAGAAGAUAUGGAAGUGGAGUUGGGGGAAUCAUAUGCUUAGGGGUUGUUGCAGUUGCCAUCUUCUUCUGUGGUAUGAGUUCCGUAACUAGCAACUCUAGGAUGGUUUAUGCAUUCUCUAGAGAUGGAGCCAUGCCAUUCUCUCCGCUCUGGCACAAAGUCAACAAUCAAGAAGUUCCCAUCAAUGCCGUUUGGUUAUCUGUCGUCAUAUCCUUCUGCAUGGCAUUAACGGUUAUAAUGCUUUUCAAUACAUCUCUGUCAAUGUCAUUCCUAUCUUGCUACUAAUGGCGACAAGUUGAUCAUACUCUUGACUUAAUAAUGCAGUAUCUCGGAAGCGAAGUGGCAUUUCAAGCAAUGGUGUCUAUAGCAACCAUCGGGCUCUACAUUGCAUACGCCUUGCCAAUCUUCUUCAGGGUGACAUUGGCUCGCAAGAGGUUUGUUCGGGGCCCAUUCCACUUGGGACGGUAUGGCCUCGUUGUUGGUUGGAUCGCUGUGAUCUGGGUCGUGACUAUCUCGGUUCUGUUCUCUUUGCCGGUAGCCUACCCGAUCACCAUCGAGACACUCAACUACACACCAGUAGCGGUGGGGGGAUUGUUUCUGCUGGUUGUUAGUGGAUGGGUUUUCAGUGCCAGGAAGUGGUUUAGAGGUCCUGUGACCAAUGUGAGUGUGACUGUAUAGAUAGAUCAAUUGAGGAUUCUGCUAUUUUUGGAGCAGUACAGGCAACAUUGAAUCAUAGUAAAGACGUGGCACAGUUAGUUCUCGUUGUUCAUAACUUCAAUCUUGACAAGCAAUCUGUCU